Messenger RNA from Lacerta agilis (Sand lizard), 2302 nucleotides. It is a transcript of the gene GHITM, whose product is annotated as growth hormone inducible transmembrane protein. Gene Ontology annotation, cellular component: mitochondrial inner membrane. The record is from RefSeq and is a predicted model, not a curated record. Bases 111 to 1154 code for a protein of 347 amino acids. Lineage: Eukaryota; Metazoa; Chordata; Lepidosauria; Squamata; Lacertidae. The transcript is spliced from 9 exons.
UCGGUUUAUUUUGGCGGGGGAAGGGGGCAGCGCUUCCCCCUGUGGCCGUUCUUUGCUCCGGGAGGGGUUCCGUGUUCACAGGUAAAACUUUGCCAUUGACGACCACAGCCAUGUUGGCAGCAAGGUUGGUGUGCCUUCGGGCUCUCCCUUGCCUACGGCCUGGACACCUUCAGGCUUCACCUGCACUGAGAAAUUCUGCUCUAAAGACACAACAUUGGCUCUUGCAGCCUUCUAAGGGAUAUGCCUCCAAAGCCAGGUUUGGUGUACGCAAGGGGAGAACUGGUCAAGAAAUUAAGGAAGCGGCUUUUGAACCAUCAAUGGAGAAAGUGUUAAAAGUUGAUCGAAUGGGGAGAUGGAUUGUCGCUGGAGGUGCUGCUGUCGGCCUUGGGGCUGUUUGUUACUACGGAUUGGGGAUGUCCAACGAGAUAGGAGCCAUUGAAAAGGCUAUUAUCUGGCCGCAGUAUGUGAAAGACAGAAUCCGUUCCACCUACAUGUAUUUUGCAGGAAGUGUUGGUUUGACAGCAUUGUCUGCUGUUUUAGUUAGCAGAUCUCCAGCCCUCAUGGGUCUCAUGAUGAGGGGGUCUUGGCUGGCAAUGGGUGCGACAUUUGCUGCGAUGAUUGGUGCUGGAAUGCUGGUUAGAUCAAUAGAUUAUGAACAGAGCCCUGUCCCUAAACAUCUGGCUUGGAUGCUGCAUGCAGGUGUCAUGGGUGCCAUUGUGGCUCCCCUCACUCUACUGGGUGGCCCCCUGCUCAUUCGAGCUGCUUGGUACACAGCAGGAAUCGUUGGUGGUCUCUCGACUGUGGCUAUGUGCGCACCGAGUGAGAAGUUUCUGAACAUGGGAGCACCACUGGGAGUGGGCUUUGGCCUCGUGCUUGCUUCUUCCCUUGGAUCGAUGUUCUUUCCUCCUACGACUGCUUUUGGCGCUGGCCUCUAUUCCGUCGCUGUUUACGGUGGCUUGGUACUUUUCAGCCUGUUCCUGCUCUAUGACACCCAGAAAGUCGUACACCGUGCAGAAACUCAACCACUGUAUGGUGUAGGGCUGCAAAAGUAUGACCCCAUCAACAUGUGUAUGGGUAUAUACAUGGAUACUCUAAACAUCUUCAUCAGAGUCGCCACCAUGCUUGCUACCGGCAGUGGCAACAGGAGAAAAUAAGCCACGGCUUCCUUCCUCAGACUGAACUGAUAGCUCACCAAAAACUUUGGCUUGUCUGAUCAGCGCAUAAUAUCUCCUAAAAUGGCCGCUGGGUUGGGUUUCAUGUAGCAGUCAGAUAUUCCUAGCACUUCCACGUGACCUUUUAAGGUGUUUUCGGAGUAAUGUGAUUUGGAUCUUAACACUGAAGUGGAAAGUAGAUUGCUGCAUGCCAUUAAAUCAUUUCUCCCUGAUUUUGGGGGGGUUUGGAAAUGUGUAAGAAGUUUAUUUUAAAAUAUGUAGAUUUGUAGCCGGUGUAAGUUUAAUUUCCUUCUCUUAAAAGGUGAAGUUGUGGUCUUACUCCGUAUAUAGGAGCAUACCCAAAGGGCACUGCAUUUAAACUAAAAUUAACGUCAAAGGGAGCUGUAUUUGGAAGUUAUUUGCAACAGAUUAUGCUCCACGGCAUACUCUUUGGUGGUAACUGAAUGUAGCAUACUCGGGACUGAUAACAGAAAUGGCUAAUAAAAUAAAAUCUCUAAAAGGAUAUUUGUUAGGAUCCUCUUUGCAUUUCCCUUGCAGAGAAUCGGGGAACUUACCAGCAGGCUAUAUUGUAUUUGUACUACUGUCGCACAAAUGCCAUCAGCUAAAUGUUGCCUCUCUUUGAAGAAAUUGCGGAAGCAAUGCUGAAGUGUAGGUUAACUCAAGAGUUGCUUUUCGCUAUCGCUAACAGCAAGGGUAAAGGAAUCCAUUUGAACAUUUCUGACCUGCAUUUUCCUUUGAAGUCAAACUGGGACACAAUUUUAACUUUGAAACCCGCAUCCCUCUCUUCCAGGCUCAAAAUGUUACCUAUCAACUGGCAGUUUAUUUUGAUAUUUAUCUAAAGACGUGUGGCCUCCUUUACAGAACACUGAUUUCUAAAAGAUGUCUAAUUCAAGAGCCACACAUCUGAAAAGAAUUUGUUUUAAAGCUGGGAAAGCAGAUGUUUGUGAAUUCAUUAAUCAGACGGAACAGAAGUUAUUUUGGAAAUUGCUGGACCUCUUGGUUACCGUAGUACUCUUCUAUUAUUUUUAAGUAUUGUGGCACAGCAAUUCAGUAACUUUAUUUUCCAUCCGCUUUUGCCAUUUGUUCUUGUACCAGCUUCUGAAACAAUAAAGUCUUAGCCGAGAAAUUUA